AUGUCAUUCUGUUCUGUUAGAACAAUUUCUAUUGCACUUUUUAUGUGCCUAUUCCUAUUUCUUAAUAAUGUCACCUUUAAGAACAAUUUUUAUAGGAAGGACAAUAAUUAUAAUAGUAUAAAAAUAAGAACUUUUAGAUCAUUAGCAGAAGAAAACAGUGUCGAACCAAAACCAUCUACACCUACUAACCCUGACUCAAAAGUAUCCGUAAAUACCGAUAUUAAAGAAAAAAAACUUAACUACAGUAAAUUAACUGAUGAACAAAAAAAAGAAAUAUUGCAAGAAAAAAUGAAAAAUUUUGUAGAAUUGUACUUAGAUAAAUCAUCUACUGAAUGUCAACGUUACAGAUUACAACAACACCUUAAAAAUUAUUCUUCCAAUAAUGAAUACAAAAAAUUUAUGAAUAAGUUUGUUAAAUUUUUAAAAGUUCAUAACGAUCUCAAUGCACUCAAAUCACAAUUACAUUUCAAUAAUGUUAGAGCUGCUACCAUAAUUUUCAUAGCAGGAUUCUUAUCAAUCUUUGCUAUCUUAUUAACUAUUGCAGCAGUAGCUACAACAACUAAAUACACUAAGAAUAUGAUUACAGUAGCAGGAGUUGGUGCUCUUGGUUCAGCAUUAUCAUUACCUGGUAUGGCAUUAUUAUUUGUCCCAGCUAUGUUAUAUGUAUUAAAUAGAAAAAAUGAAAUAACAGAUCAUUAUAGUGAAAGAAUCAUUAGACAAGUUUCAAAUUUUUAA
Plasmodium adleri (nom. inval.) is the source of this 735-nucleotide messenger RNA. Its product is annotated as Plasmodium exported protein (hyp8), unknown function. The coding region runs from base 1 to 735 and encodes 244 amino acids. The transcript has 2 exons. Lineage: Eukaryota; Apicomplexa; Aconoidasida; Haemosporida; Plasmodiidae. The record is from RefSeq and is a predicted model, not a curated record.